Molecule: messenger RNA, 2494 nt
Organism: [Torrubiella] hemipterigena
Lineage: Eukaryota; Fungi; Ascomycota; Sordariomycetes; Hypocreales; Clavicipitaceae
Source: the annotation of a GenBank genome assembly
AAUUAACGGCAAAACAGUUGAUGUCACGAUACUGCACGAAAGGGAAGCUCUCGACACGAGCUCCAGUGAGAGUUACACGUCGUCACGUGACAGCGCGCAAAGUGGCUAGCUGUCGCAACCUGCCCCAACCACGGAAGUUUGCCUGGUGAGGCCGACAUCAGUAGCUCAGUGACGGGGCAUCAAAUUUCAACGACAACUCAUCUCUCCUCACCACAAUCACCUGCCUGAUCGCUCAAUCGAGCACGAGUCGCAGCGUCGUCAUUCAAUUCAGAGCAAAGAAUCAUCUACCUCCUAGAGCAUUUGCGUUGGAAGGUAUCUGAUUUGAUUCUGCCUAAUUCCACGCACCUCUUCCAAGGCCUCCUAUUAUCCGCUGCACCUACGAGAGCCAAUCCUUCCUGACCAGCAGCUACCAAGGUUAGCAAAGAUCAUUGGUAUAGCAUCAUACACUCCGUCACAUCUUUCUUUUUGGCUGCUAUUUUCGCUGGAGCGAGCAUAGCCGAAGGCAAUUUUUUUCCGUCUGCAGUUGUCCUUGGCCUUGGUCAGGCUACCCCCACUGGCAUUCCAGGUGUACUCUACAACGACACCAUCUGAAUACUAGCAGCACUCUCCUCCCAAGACGGCGCCCGAUCGCGGCCAAAUUUGCCUGUACCUACGCAAGCUUCAGGAUUAAUACGGUUCUGAACAAAACACUAAAACAGCCUAACUGCUGGUCUCAAAGGUAGUAUAGGCAGGCAAGUGCGCUAUCUCAGCCGCAGCCAACCCCGAUUAAUCAUCUAUCAUCUACUAGCGGAUAGGCUAUCAGGAUCGCCCACUCCUUGCUAGAUAACAUCGCAGCAAUGACAAUGACAGAGCCAUCCUCCGCUACGGAGUCAUUAGAAGGAAGCUCACCGGCCGAUACGCCCCGCCUGGCCAUCCCGACACCAGCUCGCAUCGCGUACGGUACGUUAUCUGCCAGUGUAAUUGGGUUUGGACUGGGAGCGAUGCAAGGCGGACAGAUGUCACAGCUGCGGUUCCGUGCGGAGCAUGCGCACAAGAUGCCAGAUACAACUGCAGGCUGGUAUUUCUACCACAAGUCCAAGAAUUACCACGCCAUGCAGGGCGGGCUCAUUGAGGGCAUGCGCAUGGCGACUAAGACAGGCUUCUGGAGCUUUCUGGCACUGAGCCUAGAGAGCACCGUGGACCGCUAUCGCGGAGGCAGCGAUAUGUUUUCCACGAUUAUAGCCACCCUGACAGUUUCGGGAAUGUUUUCCCUAGCACAUCGCUUUUCGCUGUCGACAGCAGCCCGCACUGCCCGCCUGGCGCUGGUGUUUGGGGUGUCGUAUGGUGGUGUGCAGGACCUUGUUGGCUUGGCCCGUGGCAGGCCGAUUGCCUACGUCGAAGCUCUCCGACGUCGGGUAGGCGCUCAAGACAGCGCUGCAAGCACCCUGCCGGCCCUGCCGUAGCCGUGCACUAGCCCCCAGCAGGCAGGCCUGACAGCCUGUAACACUGCCACGCGGUGCUCGCUCUUGCUGUUUCGGCGCUAUCCUUUGGGGCCUCCCACCCACAGUGGGUGACCGAUGGCGUGGCCGCCCCCCAAACUGGCUGCUGUCCGUCCCGUCCAAGCAGCAAGGCAAGAUGGGCGGUUACUGCAGGUUGCAGUGGACGCGGGAGAGGGACAACGGGAACCCACUGGGGUCAGCAGCGCCAGCCAAUGCCCUAUCGUACUGUGUAUCGAAUUUCCCACGCUCCUGGAGGCUUAUUUCCAGCGGGGAUCCGUCGCCUAUUUUUUUUCUUUAGUUGGCCGACGAUGCCAUGCCACUAAAACAUGCCCAUUGCAACAGCUGGCGAUGCAAUCUGCCACCAUCUGGGAUCUGGCAACGCUACGACCCCUAGCUAAUUACUAGCAUUGGGGGAAUGAAUACAAACCCUUGCACUCUGGACCUAAUUGAGAUGGGACGCGGGGAGGGAGCUGGGUAUUGUGAGGGAUGGAGCGAGAUGCAUCUUGCAUGGCGACGUGGAAAUUGCCAUUCUAUUUCCUUGACUAGCCGCCGUUGACAGGACCGUGGUCUAGAACUCAAGCAUCUGGGGCAUCUGGGCGACCACAUGACACAGGAUCCGACGCAAGCCAGGAUGCGCGCAGUCGCGGCGUCAACAAGGAAUUGGGGCAAUUAAUAAAGAGUCUUUAUUUUCCCGUCAAUUCCUGGUGUCAUAAUUCAUCCAUGCUGCGUGCUGGUGUUUUUUUUCUCGCGUCUUGGUUUUGCAUGGCCUUUGGUAGCCGGCGGGCUGCUUGUUCGCUGUUGUGUCCGCUUGCGGCCAGCUGCUGAGCAAGGUCCUCGUAACCACGCAGGCGGAAAUGAAUCAGUGCUUGGCAUAGCCCAGGCCCAGCUGGUACAGCAGACGUUCGCAUACUAUAUUUUCAUUUUUGAUUUGAAAAUUAAUUACUUGUUUCUUUGUGACCUUCCCUUCUCUCUGUAACUCAAUGCGAGGCUUCCUGCAGCGCCAAGUUGAUAGUGGC